This is a messenger RNA of Serendipita indica DSM 11827, 1539 nucleotides long. The record is from the annotation of a GenBank genome assembly. NCBI's taxonomy places the organism in Eukaryota, Fungi, Basidiomycota, Agaricomycetes, Sebacinales, Serendipitaceae.
AUGGACUCUUCCAAACAUGCCAAUAAUGCCAAAAAACUCUCUGUCUUGCGGUUUGCAGCAGACCCUAAUGAGUUCUGCAGCUCCCCAUUUGUUAAUAAACUAGAAGCCCUUCUCAAAUUCUCUGGUUAUCCGGUGCAAGUCGAGCGCGGCGAUAUCAUGAAAAUGCCCCGGAAACUGCUUCCAGCUCUCAAGAUCGACGAGGAGAUUGUACCGGAUUCAGAGUUCGCCUAUGACACUUGCGUCGUGAGAGGCAUCGCUGAAUGCCUCGACUACAAAGUGCACCUUACUGACAAGGAGCAAGCUAUCACCGUCGCGAUUCGAGCACUGGUCGAGACAAACUUAGUAGAGGCGAUGAGCUAUGAAAGGUGGAUUGAACAUUGGUAUGAGACUCGCGAUUUGUACCUUGUCGACAUUCCUGCUAUGGUACGCCCUCCAGUCGCAUAUUGGCUGGUCUAUCGUCCAACUAUGAGCCGCUUCUACGGGACAGGAUACGCCAGACUGUCAGAUGAAGAACGACGCACCAAGGUCAAAAAGGAGAUUGACGCAUUAAGCGCCUUCGUUCCUUCCACCGGAUACAUUCUUGGAAAAUCUGCACCAACUCGCAUCGACGCAUGCGUGCACGGUUUUCUCAGUGCUAAUCUUCGUUGCGGACACUCGGGCCCGAGUUUUCUGUCAUCAGUCUACGUGGAAGGCAUCUGCUGCGAGUCUUGGGACUACUGCGAUCCGACCCUGGACUCAAAUAAAAGGCCCAAAGUCAACAGUACAGGCCUUCAAGUAAUCAUGGACUCCUCUAGGCCCAUAGACAGUACCAACCAAGUCUCACUCUUGAGGUUCGAGGCUGACCUCAAUGAGUUCUGCAGUUCUCCCUUUGUCAAUAAGCUGGAGGCCCUUCUCCGAUUCUCUGGCCACCCGUUGCAACUCGAGCACGGAGAUAUCAUGAAAGUGCCUCGGAAAUUACUUCCGGUUCUGAAAAUAAACGAUGAAAUCGUGCCCGAUUCAGAGCUUGCUUACGACACUUGUGUCUCUAAAGGCUUCAUUGACUGCCUUGACCGCAGAGCCCUCCUUACCGACAAGGAGCAAGCUGUCACUGUCGCGCUACGAGCCCUAGUUGAGACAAAUCUGGUAGAGGCAAUGGGCUAUGAAAGAUGGAUCGACAAUUGGUACGAGACCCGCGAUCUGUAUCUCGCAGAUAUUCCAGCCAUGGUGCGCCGUCCAGUCGCAUAUUGGUUUGUCUAUCGUCCAACAAGAAGUCGCUUCUACGCGACGGGUUACGCUAGACUCUCAGACGAGGAACGCCGUACGAAGGUCAAAAAGGAGAUUGACGCAUUGAGCGCCUUCGUUCCUUCCACCGGAUACAUUUUUGGAAAAUCUACACCAACUCGUAUCGACGCAUCCGUGCAUGGUUUCCUCAGCGCGAACCUUCGAUUUCCACAAUUAGCACCUCAUAUAAUUGAGGAAGUCUAUCGACAUGACAACCUACUUCAAUACCACCGACGACUCACGGCAGAGUUUUGGCCUGAGAGAAAGCAACUUGUGUAA